Molecule: messenger RNA, 2453 nt
Organism: Photinus pyralis (common eastern firefly)
Lineage: Eukaryota; Metazoa; Arthropoda; Insecta; Coleoptera; Lampyridae
Biological process (GO): regulation of establishment of bipolar cell polarity; establishment of mitotic spindle orientation; signal transduction
Cellular component (GO): spindle
Molecular function (GO): protein binding
Source: RefSeq, a predicted model, not a curated record
UGUUACAGCUCGCAUUUGACAACCGCAUCGGUACGCAUCGAUCAAAGAGCAUCAUGUGCUGGAUUAGAGUCAGCAGGAAGAACGGCCAAGAAACCUCCACCUUUACUACGUUCGCGAACACUUCCGGCCAUUGUCGUACCUGGAGUGAGUAUUCUACAAGCGCAACUUGGAAACUAUAACCAAGAAGUACAGUCGCCACCAUCAUAUUUGGCUGCCCACAGAGUUAGCCUAACACCAAGAUGUCAUUCGGCGAAGGUGUGGGACGAUUCCUCAAUGGUCGAGACGCGAAGAAAAUCGGCGAUUAGUCGACUUUGCGGUUCGGGAAAUUAUGGACCUGAACGUGGAGCGGAUGGCACCGUACUCUUAAGGGUUCCAGCUCCUCACGUCGUUGCUGCAAGGGCGUACAGGAUAUCGAGUCCCAGCACGAGCGGCACGGGACUGUAUAAAUUAACGCGCCUUUUAAAUCAAGGCAGCAAACAGCAGGCGCUCGUCGACGAUACGAACGUUCCAAGACGUCUUAGUUGGGAAAGAAAAUUAAGCGGAGUCCGUUUACCGCGCUCUUCCAGUAUCGACUCUAUGGUGGAAACGAUUUGGGCGGAAAGCAUAUCGGAGGCCACGACGCCACCGCCGACCGACAAGAGGCCCUCCCUACGUUUGGACAGGCCUAUGGCUCUGGUCUCGCCAACUGUUGGAAGACGUAUGAAAGGGCAACGAGGAAUUAACGAAUUACCCCCAUUAUCGAGCGAGAACGAAAUGGAAAUUGCAAACGGAUACCUUAAUACGGGUUUAUCGUCCCAUGGGCACAAGCCUAGUAAAAAACAGGCAAAAUUAAUGCAACAGCGCCUGGAACGGUUAGCGAGGAUCAACAUUCACUUGCAGGCUUUGUUUGCCGCUAUUGAACAUGGACAUUUGGAGAAAGCCAGGACGAUAUUGGAAUCUACAGAUGUUGACGUAAAUAGUGUGAAUAACGAUGGAUUAUCGCCUCUAGACAUUGCCGUUCUCAGCAAUAACCGUCCCUUAGUGAAAAUGUUAAUUAGUUUCGGAGCGCGAGAGGGUAGUCAAUUUUCAAGCCCCGACAAGUUAGGUUCGCAUCUGAAACAUCUUCUGGGAGAAGCGGAGAUGCGUCUUCAAGAAUUAGGUGGACUAUUAGAGGAACCUUGUGGGGCACCGUUUAAUACUAGGGCGUCGUUUUCGAGCAUUAUCGGGAAUACGUACCAGUCUUCGACCAUGACAGGUUGUGCUGGUGGCGACACAGAGAAACAGGCAAUCGCUUGGAGCAGAAGAGUGAAGGUCCUCCGACGAAUGGUGCUAGGUUUCGCACAAGCACGACCUCCCGAUCCCCCAUCUCUUGUCGCCGUCGAUAUAACAUCUUCCACAUCCAUCACGUUACGUUUACAAGAUCCAAUCUCGAAUGACUCCGCUAUUAAUACCAAAUAUUUAGUUCAGUGGUCCGCCAGGCCUGAUUUUUCUCCACUAACUGGCGAAAUUGAUAUUUUGGACAUGUCCAAGCCCACCUGCACAAUAGAGCUCUCCCAAGGGAGACGAUAUUUUUUUAGGGCAGCUUGCGGAAAUUUAAAGGGCUUCGGCAACUUUGUACCUUCUACCCCCGCGUCGGUGGUGCCAUCGACGUGGAGAGAAGUUGACCACCGCGAUUCAAGGUACGACGGUAAACUCCUCAAUCUGGACCACUUAAUCGAAGAGGUAAAGCAAAUACGACCAGGCACCGAGAUAUUAGAAACGCCGGGACCACAGCGCAGAACGCAAAGAAAAAAGACGACAAUUAAGCAACUAUUUUCGGCGGCAAGUAAAUUUCAAAAGCAUUUAAAAAGGGGAAUAUAUUUAGCCUGCAUUUUGUACCAUGAAGACAAAGUCUUGGUGACCAAUGAAGAUUUUUUACCUGUGAUAGAAAUUGAUGAAUCCUUUCCAAGUUGCAUCCAUACCGAUCUUCAUUGGUUCAUGAAGGUUGCGUGUACGUGGAACGACACCAAGUUUCUGCGUUGCGAUAUGGAAAAGACAACCUCGUCCGCAAUCCACUUCCGUACCAAACUUUUAGCCGCCGCUUUACAAAUGCAAUCCGCGUUAUGCUUGCAGGACUUAGGGCAACUAUUUUACAAACCUUUACGUGAUGUGAACGGAACGGUGGUGCUCAGUACAAUUAAUUACAUAAAGUCGCCGAAAAGUGUAUCCGUUUUAAAUUCGCGAUGGUUACCAAUGAACAAAGUGUUUAAAAAAGUUGUGCUCAGCGACGACCACAGCAUCUCGGAGAUUUUGAUGGGGUCCAUACAAGAACAAAUUAACUAUCAUCAAGUUUCCGGACUCAAACUUGGCAAAGGACUUUACUUGGCUUAUCUCAAAAUGCAAAGUUCUGUUGAUUUGAUACAAGUUGUAGUUCCGGCAAAGUCGCCCAACAUGUUACCUCACUGCAAAAUUCGGGACAAUCCACACGUUUCUGA